Messenger RNA from Papaver somniferum (opium poppy), 2152 nucleotides. RefSeq lists its product as uncharacterized. The record is from RefSeq and is a predicted model, not a curated record. The coding region runs from base 538 to 1608 and encodes 356 amino acids. The transcript is spliced from 7 exons. NCBI's taxonomy places the organism in Eukaryota, Viridiplantae, Streptophyta, Magnoliopsida, Ranunculales, Papaveraceae.
UAAGAAGAAAACCAGUUGACACUUUCAUUUCCUCGCGCCAAACGGCCAAAGUCCCCUCUCCUUCAGAGUUUCGAUUUUCACUCUUAUCAUCAAACGUACAACAUAAAGUUCCUCUCUUGGUUCGAAUUGAUUUAGGAAUUAAGGCUUCUGGAAAGAAAUAAUUAGGGUUUUUGGGUUCUUGUUUUAAAGAGAUGGACAAGAGAAAACUGGGUGUUCCUUUAGUUUGCAAUGGACAUUCACGUCCUGUUGUAAAUUUAUUCUAUAGUCCAAUUACUCCAGAUGGUUUCUUUCUCAUUAGUGUAAGCUAAGAUUCUAGUCCUAUGCUGAGAAAUGGAGAGACCGGUGAUUUGAUUGGAAAAAAUCCUUAAUGGAAUCUAGGAUUUGAGAGAAUUUCGGGGGCUAAACAAAAUCGAAAGUUGGUGAUGAAAUCUGGGGUUUGAGAGACAAGUGGAAUUAGGGUUUCUCUCAGUUUCGAGCUUUCAGUUACUUCACAGUUUCCAUGGGACGUGGUUGUCAAUUUUGACGUUUGAAGAGGAGAUGAAGCUGUAUCCAAUAAAAAGUCCCAAACUGAUGGUAGAAGAUACGGAAAAGACGGUGGUGUUAGAAGGUUUGGAGAAGACGAUUCAAGGGAGGGAGCAGACCUUUGUUUUGUGCUUUCCCAGCGCCGUGGUUUUUAAAGAUGUUGGUGAAAUCUUGAUGGAAUUUGAGAAAAUCAGUUUGAAACUAAAAAGCACACCAUUCGUACAUUAUAUCUUUUAUUUCAGUGCUAUAUUUUUUUAUGCAUUGUUAAUGGUUUCAUCUCUUAUCUUGAUAUUGACUAUUUCUAGUGCAUUAUUGAUUCGAAUUCAUUUGGUUUUGUUUGUGUCUUUAGGGAUCAGAUUAGUAUGUGCCACAGAGAAGUUUCUUACUCAAUUCUUCGCCAUGGAAGGUAGAAACAUUUUGCCCAAUGUUACUCCAGCAAAGUUUUGUCCCUAUCCUUUUGUAGCUAUGGUAGUGGAAGGUGAAGACGCUAUUAGUAAAGUUCAUCAGCUAACAUCAACGGCCGAGAGAUAUCCCUUUCUGAUACCUGCUGUGCGUUCUUAUAGCAGUGUCACACCUGAUAGUGUGGAAGAAGAUUGUAGAUUGUGGUUUGGUAUUGACUCUGCAAACUGGAUAGAAGAAGCAAAAGAAAGUAAUCUUCUGGCAGUCGCACUCCCAGGUGGCCAAACAUUUGGCCCUGUUGAAACAGUGUUGGAGAAGUUAGCUGAACGGUGUCUCCUUAAGUACAGGUACUUCAAGGAACAGAUUUUAUCCAGCAGUUCCGAUCUCUACAGCUGUUUCUACAGCAAUUUCUACAAUGAAGAUCUGACAUUCGUCUUAAUCAGGCCUAUGGCUUUUGAAAAGGGAUGUGUGGGUCAUCUGCUAUCCACUAUUGAGAACAUGGGUUUUUGCUUCAGAGGUAUGGAUUUGGUAAAGAAACCCGGAAAUCCUAUUGGCGAUGCAUGGCCUGCUGAUUCUUGUUCCUCACAUGAAACGGAUGAAUAUGGUAUUGCCUUGCUUAUUGAAAUUUUUUACUAUAAUGAUCUACAAAUAAACAAAGAGAUGCAGGGAUGCUGGUAUGCUGAUUGACAAAAGCAAAGAGAAGGUUGGAAUUUUCAGCGACUUAAUUUACAUAGGCAAGCCUGGUGACACUUGUAUGGUUGGUGAUUAUUUCAAAUGCGGUACUGUUUCCUGGGUGGAUUCCAGCACUGGUGCUGUCUGUGUUGGUUAUUUUUUGGCAACCUUGUCGAGCCUCCAAUUUUAAGAUGACUAAGCAUGAUGUGUUCUUAUCCGGUAUAUCAAUGAGUGUCUCUGAAUUCAGACUGGUUGAAUUCAUUUCCUCUUGACAACAAUUCAAAAGUUCAGGAUUGUCUUUUCCUGUUAAAAACCUUUGAAAAUUGGUCUUGUGUUUUUGUUAAAAUGGAGAUAAACUCUGUAGCUGAUACCUUGGCUAAACAUGUUAGAGCCAAUGGUAAUGGUCUUUGGUACACAGUACCUCCAAAUUUCCUUAUUGGAGAUUUAGAAAAAGACUCAUCUAUGUAAACUCUCUUCUUUGGAAUAGACGGAUGGGUCUUGUGUUUUUUUCCUUAUUGGUAAUGUUCCGAGCAUGGUUAAAUAAACGGAUUUCUCUUCU